CCCGUAUGGCCGUCUCCCCGGAGGACCCCGUUCUGGAGCGUUAUUUCAAGGGCCACAAAGCCGCGAUCACCUCGGUGGGCUUCAGCCCCAACGGCCGGCAGCUCGCCUCUGCAUCCUGGGAUACAUUUCUCAUGCUAUGGAAUUUCAAGCCACAAGCUCGUGCCUUCAGAUAUGUGGGUCACAAGGACGUGGUCACCAGUGUGCAGUUCUCCCCUGCUGGAAACUUACUAGCUUCGGCUUCUCGAGACAGAACCGUUAGACUCUGGAUUCCCGAUAAGAAAGGGAAAUCAUCUGAAUUUAAAGCUCACACAGCUCCCGUACGCAGCGUGGACUUUUCAGCUGAUGGCCAAUUUCUAGCUACAGCCUCUGAUGACAAAUCCAUCAAAGUAUGGAACAUGUUUCGCCAGCGCUUCAUCUACUCUUUGUACCGACACACUCACUGGGUACGCUGUGCUAGGUUUUCGCCGGAUGGAAGACUCAUUGUAUCCUGUAGUGAAGAUAAAACAGUUAAAAUUUGGGACACUGCCAGUAAGCAGUGUGUCAACAACUUCACUGAUUCUGUAGGGUUUGCAAAUUUUGUGGAUUUCAACCCAAAUGGUACAUGUAUAGCUUCAGCAGGUUCUGAUCAUACUGUGAAAAUCUGGGAUAUAAGAGUGAACAAAUUACUCCAGCAUUAUCAAGUUCACAGUGGAGGAGUGAACUGUGUGUCAUUCCAUCCUUCGGGAAACUAUCUCAUCACUGCUUCUUCAGAUGCUACACUUAAGAUUCUGGAUCUUUUAGAAGGAAGGCUCAUAUAUACACUACAAGGACAUACGGGGCCUGUCUUCACUGUUUCCUUUUCGAAAGGCGGGGAGCAGUUUGCAUCAGGAGGUGUCGAUGCUCAGGUGAUGUUAUGGAAGACCAACUUUGAUGAAUUUAAUUAUAAAGAUGUUUCUAAAAGAAAUCUCAAAAGAUCACAUUUUGAUGCCUCACCACAUCUUCUUGAUAUCUACCCAAGAACACCGCACAAUCAUGAGGGGAAAACCAAUACGGUUGAAAUCAACCCAAAGCUUGAUGUCAUGGACACACAGUCUUCUAUGCCUCCUGUUGUAGAUGUCCUGUCUUUUGAUUCUACCAUGGUUACAGAAAACGUAGUAAGAACUGUACCAGAAAAGGGAGAAGACGUCUGCAGCUAUUUCCUGAACCCUUCCUUGGUGACAGUGGACUGUGCAUCAGCCCCUGUGAAGAAGAAAAUGGAUGACGUGAGCUCACUCAUCCUGGAAAGCCAACGGAGCAUCCCCCUGGCUGUGACUGAGGCCCUGGAGCACAUUAUGGAGCAGCUCAGUGUUCUGACACAGACUGUCUCGAUUCUGGAACAGCGGCUGACACUGACAGAGGACAAGUUGAAAGACUGCCUGGAGAAUCAACAGAAGCUUUUCAGCAUUGCCCAGCAAAGAAGUUGAAGAGGAAAGUCUGAGCAGUGGCAUGAUCCAUAAGUACAUGCACUCACUAUUCCUCAGGCAGGCAGCCCAAGGGGCUUGGUGCACCACAACGAUGCUCUGGCCAUCACAGCAUUUAUUAAAAAGUGUGACCUACAGAACAAAAGGUGGAAAAGGCCUAAAUUAAGAACAAAUUAAAAUACCAAGCAAUGUCCAGGGCUGAUUCAUAAUUAUAAUUUUUAUAAUUAUAGUAAUAAAAUGGUAAGCAUUAAAGUGACUAUAUUUUUCCCCAUAUUAUGAUCAAUGUUGUCAUUCAAAUCCUUCUAGGAAAGUAACUCAACCUGUGAAUUAUGUCAUUAAAUAAUUUUAGGUGGACAGUUUUCAGGCAACUUUUUUAAAGCAAUGAGUGAGUGAGAGGCAGCGAAUGAGUUAAUGCUCUGACUCAUUUUAUUUCUGAAAGAACAUUCUUCCUUACCAAUCAGUGCCUUCAAGAGAUUAUUUUAUCAAAGGCCCCAGGUGACAAUAAGCAUGGACUUAUUUAAAUUAACAACAGUACAUACAUGACAUAGGAUUUUUUUUAAUUUAAUGAUGGUAUCUUAUUGUUUAUCCUUUGGCCAACCUGAAAGAAAACAAAAGAGUUGAGAAAAAAUAUCUUUAUAGAUGAGAAUGCACUGAAAGAUUUGGGUUGGAUCUAACUUUGUGAUUCUAAUUUCUAAAGAUCAUGUUGAUGUGA
Messenger RNA from Suncus etruscus (white-toothed pygmy shrew), 2151 nucleotides. RefSeq names its product POC1 centriolar protein B (gene POC1B). Gene Ontology annotation, cellular component: ciliary basal body; centriole. Bases 6 to 1442 code for a protein of 478 amino acids. Gene Ontology annotation, molecular function: protein binding. The record is from RefSeq and is a predicted model, not a curated record. The transcript has 12 exons. NCBI's taxonomy places the organism in Eukaryota, Metazoa, Chordata, Mammalia, Eulipotyphla, Soricidae. Gene Ontology annotation, biological process: cilium assembly.